Molecule: messenger RNA, 465 nt
Organism: Melampsora larici-populina 98AG31
Lineage: Eukaryota; Fungi; Basidiomycota; Pucciniomycetes; Pucciniales; Melampsoraceae
Exons: 3
Coding region: 1-465 (154 amino acids)
Source: RefSeq, a predicted model, not a curated record
AUGAAAAGAGAACGGUCUGAAUCUGAAUCGCACGCAACUGAAGUGGAGAGCUUGAAAGCCAAAAUCGCGGGUAUCAAUGCUUUGCUUCGAGAUGCUGAAGAUAGAAUUGCGCUUCAAAUGGAAGAUCUUGUGAAAAAGAUUGAAUAUCAAACCUCUCAAGUUGACCUCUUGAGAAACUGUAUGGAGUAUCACACGAGAGAGAUCGCUGUUACUAAGGCUCGGGUGGAAGAUACAGAAAUCCAAGUUACAGACCUGGAGAAUGUUUGCGAGCUCAAUUACCAACGUUCCAGAGCACUUGAGAUCUCUAUUCAGAAGGUGGCAGAUGCAUCUCCAGCUAACCCCCAAGUGGAGGUUCAAUAUGAGAUCGAGAAUUUCACCGAUGAGCGUUAUCAUUAUUAUUCAGUGGCUUGUGAGGCUGCUCGAAAUGGCCAGGUUCCAGUAUUAGAUCCACAACUCGGCUCUUGA